GCGCUCUUUCUCCCCCAGUCCUCCCCCAUUUCUCUAUUCCCAUUUCGAUACUUGCAUUGCAGCCCAGCCCAGCCAGCUCGUCUCCCACCUCCACCCCACCCCACCCGAUCCGCGCCGUCCCCCGUCCAGCCCCGCCCCGCCCAGCGCGCCGCCGCGUCUCGCAUUCGCGGCAACCUCUCCCGCCGCCACCCUUCUGAUCCGCGCUGGGCCACCCUUCGGAGCUUAGUGUUGCCUCAGCCUCGACCCCAUCCCUCGCCGCCCCCGCCCCCGCCCCCGCCCUGAUCUCGGUUCCUCCGUCCGCGAUCCGUCCUUUGCCGGCCAGGCAAUUUGAUUUCAGUUCCUGAAUGCUGCUACCUCCACAGACCUCUCUUCGUGCUGUUGGUCCUUGCGGAUUGCGCGCUGUCAGGUCUGGAUACUGCGGGCGGUGCAGCAGAGUAUCCUCCGUUCUUCCUCGUCCAGCCCCAAAGAUUUCGCGGGCAAUUGGGUGUUCUGGGGUCGCUGGUGUAUAUCUUGUUAUUUUGGCUCUACAAAGUCUGGACGGCCGGGAGAAUCCCCUUCUAGUGACGGGAUGACGGCAUCAAUUCUUGUGAUGCUUAGUGGCUAGGCCUAGGACACCAUCACUACUGCUUACUCUUGUUUAGUACUUUAGUUGACCGUGAGCCCUUUCCCUUUCGCGUGCUGUAUCAGUUGAUUAGCCUGUGGUUGUUGCCUUGUUGGGGAGAUCACGAGUUUUUCUUGCCUCUUGUUGUCUAUCCGUAGUAGGUGUUGUUGCAGUUUGCUUCAUUGGCACCCCUUAUAAGUGUUCGUCAAUCACAUUUGCGUAGAGCUCUUUACCUCACUAGGAUAAACAAGGUUUCGCCAAUUGUUUUAGACCAGUUGGGCUAAAAUAAAGGUAGAUUGUGUUGGAUAUUUUCCGGUAGGUUAUUGUGGGUUCGUGAUGUCUUGCACCUCCCCAGAUCCACCAGACUACUGCUCGGCCGAAUCACCCGAGCUCAAGCUGUACCAGGCCUUCAUCUUCUCAGUCCCUGUCUUCUUUACAUUUGUCUUGCUCCUCUUCUUCUACCUGUUCUACCUGAGGCGGCGCAGGGCCAAUUGGCAGUCCUUGAGGAUGAGGACAAAUAAUUUGAUACGGGGAGAUAACCCUAGGCUGGAGUGUGGUUUGAAGAAGGAGAUGCGGGAAAUGUUACCAGUGGUUAUCUAUAAAGAGAGUUUCUUGAUCAGGGAGACACAGUGCUCAGUCUGCCUAGCAGACUAUCAACCAGAUGAGCGGCUUCAGCGAAUACCUCCUUGUGGCCAUACUUUCCAUAUUAAUUGUAUCGACCACUGGCUCUCUAAAAACACAACCUGCCCCCUCUGUCGAGUCUCGCUCCUUCCAGCCCCCAAAGCAACCAGCAUUAAUCCGGAUUUGGAAGCACAAACUGUAGAGGAAUCUCUGAAUGUACACCAUCAAGAGGACCUUUCCGACGGUAACACAUCACAGGAAGAUCAGACAGCCGAAGGUGGUGGAGCCGGUGGUGGUCAGGCCGAAGAACCACAUAGUGAUGCUGUCGAGCUGACUGUCAGGGUGGUCGCUGAGCCUCAAGCUGACACGGAAGGGUCACCAAGCACAACCUGCCAACCAGACAAAGCAAAGAAAUAAAGGCGGUCGUUGAUAUAUUUCUUGUAAGUUGUAACAUUGUAUGUUUAGCUGAUCAGGAAGGAUAUACACAUAAAGAUCACCAUUGAUGUUGUAAUACAUGUCUACCAGGAAAAAAGGGGAAAAAUUCAGUGCUGGAGAAAUAUUUAUCGGUACAUAAUUAACAUAACCGAUACAGUACCA
This is a messenger RNA of Panicum virgatum (switchgrass), 1819 nucleotides long. Its product is annotated as RING-H2 finger protein ATL58-like. The record is from RefSeq and is a predicted model, not a curated record. Gene Ontology annotation, molecular function: transferase activity. Gene Ontology annotation, biological process: protein ubiquitination. The transcript is spliced from 3 exons. Lineage: Eukaryota; Viridiplantae; Streptophyta; Magnoliopsida; Poales; Poaceae. The coding region runs from base 938 to 1639 and encodes 233 amino acids.